GAGUGAAUGAUGGAAACGGAGCUGUCAGUGUCUCUGUGACUCCUCCUGAAAGUCUCUGUGAUGGAAAGUUCCACAUGGUCACAGUGUCCAAACAGCGGGAAGUUGUCAAACUAGUGGUGGACUCCAUGUCUGAGGAGAAAGCCGUCGCCGUCACAUCCACCUCGUACUCAACAACACUGGAUUCACUUUCCAUUGGGGGGACGACAAGGUACAGCAGAGUCCCCGUGUCCUCACCAUUUGUGGGCUGCUUACGAAAUGUGAAGAUCAAUGGAAAGCCUGUUGUGUAUGAAGAAGAAUCCAGGGUGUAUGAUCCUGUGAGCAUCAAUCGAUGCCCUAAAGACUAAUGACAUGAUCAAAGUAAUUAUGGAGCUGACCUCUUGUCAUUAAAGUCAUACAACAAGCUUUGCCCGAAAACCAUUAAAGGGAAAAAAUCGGACAUUUCGAGAAUAAAGUCGUACUCUUACGAGAAAGAAAGCUCUAAUAUUAUGAGAAAAAAGUCGUAAUAUUAGGCUACGUGUAAUUUUAAAGGGGGAAUAUCAGAAGAUACAUCUGUCACCUGCGUCACAAUGAAGAAUAUGGAGUAUCUUGUCAGGUUGUACUUCAGUAUAGGUUUCACAAAUAACAAAAUAGUUUAAAUGUUUUGUCUCAU
Hippoglossus stenolepis (Pacific halibut) is the source of this 649-nucleotide messenger RNA. Its product is annotated as laminin subunit alpha-4-like. Lineage: Eukaryota; Metazoa; Chordata; Actinopteri; Pleuronectiformes; Pleuronectidae. The record is from RefSeq and is a predicted model, not a curated record. The transcript has 3 exons. The coding region runs from base 75 to 344 and encodes 89 amino acids.